Messenger RNA from Oryzias melastigma (Indian medaka), 3838 nucleotides. It is a transcript of the gene tmem62, whose product is annotated as transmembrane protein 62. Gene Ontology annotation, molecular function: hydrolase activity. The record is from RefSeq and is a predicted model, not a curated record. The transcript is spliced from 14 exons. The coding region runs from base 799 to 2727 and encodes 642 amino acids. NCBI's taxonomy places the organism in Eukaryota, Metazoa, Chordata, Actinopteri, Beloniformes, Adrianichthyidae.
UAGAAUAUCCUACCUGAUUAUCGCGAUAGUUUAAGUGAUCUGUUUAUUUUUUUGCCUGAUCUGAGACCUUUUCUUGUGGGGUGUUUUCCUCGCGAUGGCGAUUGCGCAACUCUUCGGGAUUUACGUGGGGGCAGAGGGAAUGACUUCACACGACGAGCUCGGAAACUUUGAUUCCCUCUUGAGAAGCAGGUAAGUACAGAUCAAAUGUCUCGUAAAAGCAGCAAACAUACGGUAUUCACCCGAGCACUGAAAAGUAACUAGAAUGUUAUGACUUUUAAAUUCUAAAACUUCCCAUAAACUCAGUCUCGUAUUCUAGUCUCGCGAUUUUUUCUUUGACCAAUCAGAACAGGGCGCUGUUGACAGGAGGUAAUCAUAUGUCACAGAAAUGCCAUUCAUUGUAUUUAUUUAUUAUGACUAUAAUUUUUUUCUACAGUAACUUUUUGUAACAAAUUAAGUAAAACGUUUACAAAAUUACGAUUUUAGCUAAAAUAUUGAACGUGGUAAACUAAAAGUGAAUUAAUGUCACAAAUUUAGAAGUAUGUUAUAACGUGUAUGUAUUGUGCUAAAAUAAUGUAUUACUUGUUUGGAGAUUUUUACAUUUUUAGAAUGCAUUUUUGAACUUAAAAUUAAUAAAAUGAGUAAAGUUGGAGGCACUAGCAUUGACUGUCAGUAGCUAACCUAAUUUUAAAAAAACAAUGUCAGAGUGAGAGCUCUUCCUUUUUCUGCUAUCCUCCGGUGGAGUGGUGACGUCGCCCCUCCAGCCGGUCGGUGUUCUGUCAGGAAGACGGCUACAGGAGGAUGCUGAGGCUGUUCGGUGCGCUGGUUCUCCUGGGACUGGCUCUGGCGUGCAUCACCUCCUGGGUGCUGGACAGCUACGACACGACUUGGCAUCCCAAGCGGAGCGUCCGGCCGCCGGCUGUCAGCGGGUCUGAAGCGACUACUCCCCCAUACCCCAAUGGGGAAUUCAGCAACAUAUUCUGGUUUAUUCAGGUUUCUGACAUCCACAUCAGUCGCUUUCUCGACCCUAAACGUACUCCGGAUUUUGAGAAGUUUUGCACCAAGACCAUUGAUGCGAUCAAUCCAGCUCUAGUGCUUGCAACAGGAGAUUUGACGGACGCCAAAACGGAGAACAAUGUGGGAUCCGUCCAGCAUGAGGUGGAGUGGCAAGCUUACCACAGCGUGCUGAAGAGGUCGCGUGUGAUGGAGCGCACCAAGUGGAUCGACAUUCGCGGGAAUCACGAUGCUUUCAAUAUUUUUUCCUCGGACAGUAUGAGCAAUUAUUAUAGGAAAUAUUCAGCCAAUAAGAAAAUGGGUUCUUUCCACUACAUUCAUCAAACUCCUUUUGGCAAUUAUUCCUUUGUGUGUGUGGAUGCCACCCUGACACCGGGUCCCAAGAGACCCUUUAACUUCUUUGGAAUUCUCAACCAGACUCAGAUGAACUUGCUGGACACGUUCAGAGCCGAGAGCCAAAAGAGCAACCAGUCGAUCUGGUUUGGCCACUACACCACCUCCACCAUCGUCUCGCCGUCUCCGGGAGUUAGAGACCUGAUGAGCUCUGCAGUGGCAUAUCUGUGUGGCCACCUGCACACGUUGGGCGGGGUGAUGCCCGUCCUGCACAGCCGGCACCCUCACGGCACUCUGGAGCUGGAGCUGGGCGACUGGAUGGACAACCGCAGGUACAGAGUUCUGGCCUUUGACCACGAUCUGCUGAGCUUCUCUGACCUGCGGUUUGAGCGCUGGCCUGCAGUGGUCAUCACGAACCCCAAAGAUGCUCAGUACCUGCACCCCGAGCUGGAGCCUUUAGGGCGAAUGCGGAAAUCGACGCACAUCAGGAUCUUAGCCUUCUCAGAGGCCUCCAUCACUGCAGUGCACGUGAGCAUCGAUGGGGAGUCCGUAGGGAGCGCUCGCUCCGCUGGGGGUCCUCUCUACGUCCUGCUGUGGGACCCGUCUCUGUACCUCGCUGGACUGCACACUAUUAAAGUCACGGUGGAGGACUCUGCAGGACGCUCGUCGGAGCUGGAGCAGCUCUUCACUUUGGAGGACGGUUUGAGUGUCAGCUUCUCUUUCCCUCAGUCCUUCAUCCUCCUCACAGACCACUACAUCCUGGGCCGGUUCGCCUUCAUAUUUACGGUCCUGCUGAACGUCGGCGUGCUCCUGGCCUUCAGGUUCCUGCGAGUUCCUGCUGGUAGAGGACUGCCCUCUCAGAUCUGUCUGUCCCUCCAUCUCGUCAGUAAAAUCGACCUCUUCUUCUACUCUCUGCUGCUGUUCAACCUGUGCACCGCUUUCGGUCCGUGGUUCAUCGGCGAGCUGAUCGACGGUCACAGCGGCGCCUGUUUCGCCUUCGGCCUGUUCAUCGAUGGACAUUUCCUGGAAGGAAGUCGCACUUACAUCGUUGGAGUUAUUCAACUGCUCUCCUUCAACAUGCCCCUCACCUCUUACCUGUGCUGGUGCCUGCACCACCGUUGCCGUGGCAACACCUUCCGGUCCCACUUCCAGCGGUCGGGUCUCCGCUGUCGGACGCUGGCGCUCCACCUGCUCAUGCUGCUCCUGCUCACCUGGCAGGCUCACUCCUGCUACUUCCUCCUGGAGACCUACGGCCUCGUGGCCUUUUUGCUGUCCCCCAUCCGCACCUGGGCCCUGCUGCUCAGCCUGCUACUGGUCUACCGCGCCUGGACAGGCCCCGCCCCUCUCGUUCGUGACAACAGCAGGAGCGCCUCUUCCUCCUGACGGCGCAGUACGACCACACGCCCCCCUGAAGGUCUCUCCACACAGCAUUCUGCUGUUGCUCCACUUUGAAGGACUGGACCCCCCCACCUCCACCACCACUUCCUCCUCCCUCCCUUCACAUCCUCUUUCUGGAUCAUGUUGUUUAUAUGCAUGUUAUUGUGAGGCACAUCACACAGAUGUGCUCAGUGGAAAUGGCAGCCUGGAUGCAUUCGGGGUGAAAUGGGAUAUUCCAGUGUUGUGGACAUUGUUGGGGGGGGGGUAUGCUGCUGUGACAGUUAUUCGUUUGACAUGAAGCACUUUUUUGGAAGUGUUGCCUUGGUAAAACGCCACUUCACCACUGCCAAAGGAUGACCACUUAGAUUGAACUUUUAUUUUGAAAAAUCCCUUUUGUUUGAUAGUGAAGGCUGGGUGUGCCAAAACGUCUUCGUCUUUAUGUUCUAAUAGAAUUCCCAUAAAUAAAAAGAUUGGAAAGUCAUUUUUAAAGUCCCACUCCUAUAAUUUUUUUUAUUUAUUUAUUUAUUUUUAAUCAGUUGUUUUCUGGGACAUAUUUUCUGCAGAGUGGCUGUAGUUCAUUAGGUAUUUGCCUCUAAAUUGUGGGUGGGAUUGUAGGCAUGGGUCAGCCCCACCCCCCUUUCCCAUCACCCGUCACAUUGCAGAGAGCAUCUCGAAAACACUUUUUUUUCUGACAUUUUUUCAUCUAAUAAGCAACAAAUUGAACAAAGAAAUGCUCAGAAAUGCCAUUUUAAGCUCAGUUUUCUUUAUAUUUGUGCGCCGUCAUCAGAAAAAUGCCACAACAAUUCGUCAAAAACACCAUUUUCAUUGGAGUGGGUCUUUAAAGCUUUUUUUGUUCAUCACAGCUGCAGGAUGGUUAACCUGGAUUUUUCUUUUAUUCUGUCCAGAACUGUUUGUUUGAAUCAAUGCCAGCUGCAACAUCUGCAGGUUUUCACUCUAAAAAACAACAAAAACAUUCUGAACUCAGAGGGCAGCUCCAGCUCCUUCAUGAAGAAAGAUGCUGUUUGUUUCUCAGGAAUGUUCGCAGAAACUGUUCCUCGUCGGGUUUUUUGGUUCCAUGUGGCGAAAAAUGUGACAAACCGCUUCAGUGGUGUUUUAU